AUGAGAUUAAAGCUUCAGUUUGCUCUCUUCUUGAUGGUCUAUCGUGCAGAAUCAAACCGACAAAUUGUGAUGCGCUCCCUCUUUUGCAUGGACGAAGAGGUAUCUACAGCCCGCAAGCUUCGUCGUAAUCGAGGGCAAACAGGGCUUGAUCCCGACGUUGAAGCAUCUGAAACAUCGGGCGGAUUAACCAAUAAUAAUGUAAAUACUCGUAAUACUCCCACAACUCUUUCCAACCUCACACACAUCAGUCAUAACCACAAUACUUCUGGCUCUAAGCCCAACUAUAUGCCGAAAGGUCUGGUAAACUCUCUCUACUUGCAUCCCUAUCAACAGCAGCAACUCAGAAUGGGAGAUUCUGUCGGUGGUCUUGGUGUCGGCUUCGGCGUCGGGGGUGGUUUGACGUUCGGAUUGCAGCGAUUCGCCAAACUGACCGAGAAGUCCAGUCCAACACAAGCCGGCACACCAUUAACCCAGCCCUCGAUCGGAGGCUACCCACUUCCCAGCCAACAAUCCAUGCUUGAACUGGCCACUCUGUCGAACAAGUUGAUGGUUGAUCCGGACAAAUUGGGCAUGAGCACCUCAAUGGGCAUAGAUCCGGAUACAGGAGCAGCAAUCUGCUAUAGUUCCCACGGUGAUGAUAGCUCAGCGACAGGACUUCUUGACGCUUCUCAGGUUCGGUACUUGCCCGACGGCAGGGCGAAUCAGCGAAAUUCAGGCUCGGGCCUGUCGCUUGCCACCAGCGGCGGAUGCGGUGGCGGCAAUACCGGCAAUGGCGGCAUGUCAGGAUCGGGACUCUGCCUCAAAUCCUGGCAGGCCAGUGGCCUUCUGCCAGGCUUCUCGACCACCACCGAACAGCGGAUUCAACAGACGGCAGUAAUUCUUAAUUAUCUACUACAACAGCAACAACAGCAGCAGCAACAACAACAGUUGCAGCAGCAUCAUCAAAAACAAGAGAAUCCCACAUCCGGCUACCUAUCGGCCACUGCUUGCUCGAGUCCGCAGCAUUCGUCGCAGACGCCAUACCAAAUGAGUUUGCAACGAAACGUUCCUUCCCUUCCUUCGGCGCCACCUUCUCUGCAAAAUCAACUUCCGUUGCAGCCUUUAAUAAUGGAUCCUAUGGAGUACAAGACCUAUCUGCUGAACCAUCAGGCGGCUCAGCUUUCACAUUUACAGACAGCAAUGGGCCAGCUCCGGAUCCACGACCCGUCGAAAGAGGAAAAGCUGCAACAUCGAGAGCAUCAUCUGCAGCAUUCGGACCAGCAUUUGGCCACUUCACACAUGAACAACCCCAUCGGUCCUACCGUGACAACGGUACCUGUUCCUCAUCCCUGCGACGGAGUCGACAUUGAACCUGGUCACAUGGUGGCCACGUAUCCACGACAGCUGGUUAGGACCAAUUCCAACCUGUCCUCAAGUCCCUGCACCGGCUCACCAGCCUCAGCCACGUUUUCCACACGACACUUGCCGAGCAACCCGCGAAUCUGGCCAAUUCAACAAACCAGCCUGAUGAUGGAGGCAGUACCAAGCGGUGGCCGCCGAUUGGAGCCGCAACAGUUGGUGUACCAGUUACAGGAGACUGACGACUUGGCUCUACCUUCUGGCAAAACAGUGACCAGGGCUCAGGUAACCGUUGCCUGUACAUCAUUACACUAUUCAAAAGAGCAUGAUUUGCUUUCCCAAAUAAAAAAAGCUAUAAAUAUAUAUAAAAUAUCAAUUUAUUAA
Protopolystoma xenopodis is the source of this 1722-nucleotide messenger RNA. The record is from the annotation of a GenBank genome assembly. Lineage: Eukaryota; Metazoa; Platyhelminthes; Monogenea; Polystomatidea; Polystomatidae.